This is a messenger RNA of Folsomia candida, 1404 nucleotides long. RefSeq names its product bacillopeptidase F. The coding region runs from base 20 to 1336 and encodes 438 amino acids. The transcript has 3 exons. The record is from RefSeq and is a predicted model, not a curated record. Lineage: Eukaryota; Metazoa; Arthropoda; Collembola; Entomobryomorpha; Isotomidae. Gene Ontology annotation, molecular function: serine-type endopeptidase activity. Gene Ontology annotation, biological process: proteolysis.
UCCAGUAAGAUCUUCCAUCAUGAAGUUCCUCCUCAUUCUCUCAACCAGCCUGGCACUCGCCUUCGCCGGCACUGUGGACCCAGACCUUCAAACCGCCGUGGAUAAAGGGCAAACCACCUCCGCCAUUCUCGCACUUCCCCAAAUCAUGGCGCAAGUCGAAUCCAACCCUGCGCUCCUGUCCCUUUCCGGGGAUUCCAAAGUCACCGCCCUCGUCGCCUCUUUGCAAGGACUAACAUCCGCCGCUCAAGCCCCUUUUGUCUCUAUUGCGUCCUCCCUGGGCCUUCAGAUUCAACAAUUUUGGUCCUCCAACAUUAUCCACGUUAAGGGCCUUACACCAGAGAAAUUGGCUCAACUCGCCGCAACCCCGGGGGAAUUUGAGAUCCGAAAGGAACACGUGGUCUCCAUCUUCCCCUCCAUCGAAGUACAUCCCGCCGAAGUGAACCAGGGUCCCAACCAGUGGGGCGUGGUGAAAAUUAGGGCCCCCGAUGUGUGGAGUACCACCCGCGGAGAGGGCGUCGUCGUCGCUAUUAUCGACACUGGAGUAAAUCUCGGUCACGUCGCGCUCGCCGAUUCCUACGCCGGCGGUUGGCUCGACCCCCACCAUUCCACCCCCGGACCGACGGACGUCCAAGGCCACGGAUCCCAUUGUGCUGGGACCGUACUCGGAACCCAGAACGGCGUUGGGGUUGCACCGGCCGCUAAAUGGAUUGCAUGUCGAGGUUUGAACAAUACCGGGAAUGGGACCGAGGUAGAACUCACGGCUUGUGCGGAAUUCAUGCUAACAACAAAUCCAAGGCCACAUAUCAUUUCCAAUUCCUGGGGGGGAAGGGGAGGCUCAACAUUUUUCAAUACGCAAGUCUCAGCAUGGCGCGCGGCGGGAAUGAUUCCAAUUUUCGCGCUGGGUAACUCUGGUCCAUUAUGUAGAACGGCGGGGUCUCCAGGUGAUCAGCCCAAUCUGAUCUCGGUAGGAAACACGAACGACCAAGAUGGUAUGAACUUUCUAUCUUCGAGAGGCCCUAGCAUCGCGGGGCUAACGAAACCGGAAGUGUCAGCGCCAGGAACGCAGAUCCUUUCUUGCGGAACGGGGACAUCAAAUUAUGUCACCAUGUCGGGAACUUCAAUGGCUUGCCCCCACGUGGCUGGGGCAACUGCCCUCCUCCUCUCGGCCAACCCUACAUGGGGUUUUGACGAGGUUUACGCGGCCCUAACGACCACUGCGGCCAGGCCAACUUUGACGAAUGCCGACCGAAACUGUGGUCUUCCCGGACCUGACGAUUUUCCUAAUAAUGCGUUUGGUCACGGGCGCAUUGAUGUCGUCGCCGCACUGGGAAAAUAAAUUAAUUCGGUGUAAUUACAUUUUUAUGUUUAUUGAAUUAAAAGUUUCAAUAAAACAUUUAAGAUGCA